GUUAAGGGUAUAUAAGAGGUGAUGAUCCUUGUCUGGUACCACUGCUCGUCCUGCGGUACCCGGCUCACAGCGUGCGGCACUCGGCUCACUUCACAACAUGCUUCUCAAGGUGACCCUCCUCGCCCUGGUCGGCCUGGCCCUCUCCCACCCCUACGACACCUACCCCGUUAACUACCACGCCAAGCCAAUGCCGUAUAAGUUCGGUUACGGCGUGCAUGACGAGUACUCCGGCCAGCACUUCAACAGGAGGGAACACUCUGACGGCAAGACAGUGGAGGGAUCAUACAACGUGGCCCUUCCUGAUGGUACCAAGCAGACAGUGAACUACAGGGCCGAUCCCUACAGCGGGUUCCAGGCUGACGUCAGCUACAGCCCAAAUCCUUACGGUCACUGAACGUUCCAACAUAAACGUUCACGGGAAACGUUCGCCACACUUCCCCGAACGUUUCCAAGGUUGCUGGGAACGUUUGGCACAACUUCAGCACCUCUUUCGGACAUCAAUCAAGAAACGUUCGCCAAAAAGAAAACGGAGAUCAAAAAACGUUGCCAAUUUCAACCCUAACUCAAAAAAAAAAAUGUUUCCUUCUCAAUGUUUCUUUAUUUUUCUUUAUUUUCUUUAUUUUUAAGGAUAUUUGAGUGUACCAAUAUUUUUUAAGUAGGGAGAAGGGCAUUAUUAUGUGUGCUUAAGUGUUGUUUGUUGUGUUUUCUUUGUUUUUUUUUGUUUUGUUUUUGUUGUUAGUGUUGUUCGUAUGUGAUCAGGUAACUCAGUAAUGUUGUGUGAAAAUUUGAUUAAAAUAUUGCAACAGUAA
Messenger RNA from Scylla paramamosain (green mud crab), 809 nucleotides. Its product is annotated as cuticle protein-like. Gene Ontology annotation, cellular component: extracellular matrix. The transcript is spliced from 4 exons. The coding region runs from base 98 to 394 and encodes 98 amino acids. The record is from RefSeq and is a predicted model, not a curated record. Lineage: Eukaryota; Metazoa; Arthropoda; Malacostraca; Decapoda; Portunidae.